This is a messenger RNA of Eupeodes corollae, 629 nucleotides long. Its product is annotated as pupal cuticle protein Edg-78E-like. Gene Ontology annotation, cellular component: chitin-based extracellular matrix. The record is from RefSeq and is a predicted model, not a curated record. The transcript is spliced from 2 exons. Gene Ontology annotation, molecular function: structural constituent of chitin-based larval cuticle. NCBI's taxonomy places the organism in Eukaryota, Metazoa, Arthropoda, Insecta, Diptera, Syrphidae. Bases 83 to 490 code for a protein of 135 amino acids.
UGACCUUUAAGUUAGAAAGAUAUAAUCAAGUUUUUUAUUUGGUGUUGACUUUUUUGUAUAAAAACAUAACAUUGGAUGGUGAAUGUCACUAGUAUCUUUCUUGAUUCACUUGGGAUACCAGCCUAUAUUCAGCCUCAAUAUGUUCAAACUUCUCCUCGUUACUGUCCUUUUGGGAUUAGCUGCUGCCGACAACAUUAACAAAAAUGCCGAAAUCCGUGUUUUGGACAACACACCCGCCGAUGCUGAAGGAAACUUCAAAUAUGGAUAUGAAGCUUCCAAUGGCAUCUCCGUCCAAGAAACUGGAAACGCUGCUGGUGUAAGUGGUGCUGCCCAAUGGAUUUCCCAAGAGGGUAUCCCAAUUCAAUUGCAAUACACUGCUGAUGAGAACGGAUUCCACCCAUCUGGUGCCCAUUUGCCAACUCCUCCACCAAUCCCAGCACAAAUCCUUAGGGCUCUUGAAUACAUCAGGACCCAUCCAUCAAAGGAAUAAAUUUAAAAUACUAAUUUUAAGGAAUUUGGACCAGGAGUAGUGUUCUAGUCGGUGAAUAUUAUAAAACGUAAUAUUCACUACCAAAGAAAUUAAUUAAACAUUAAAUUUGCCUAUUUUGUUAGGAAAAAUGUAAAACAUA